AUGGACUUUAUUGGUUCUUCUUUUAGUUUCUGUUGCCAACAUCGUGUCGACUCAAAGUCCAGUGAUUAUCUCUAUAAUGGUCUCGCAGCAACUAAGCUAAGGGCAGAUUUCACAAAUGGCUACUGCAUCAAAGGUAAAGUACAAAAAACUUUGAAAUCUAUAAUUGCUUCGGCAGUAACAGGAAUUUCUGGUUUAUAUAUGGUGAUGUACACAAGAAUAACCAGAGAUGAAGAAAAGGAAACUGGGAGUUGCAAUUCAGAUCCCUUGUAUAGUGGAGAGAAGUACAUUUCCGAUGCUAUUGAAGGUAGCGUCCUGAUCAAAGUUUACAGAAAUCCAGAUUGGGUAAUUUUGUGGAGUGUUUGUAGGGGAAAGCUUGGGGCUGCCAUGGGCUAUGUUGUAGAAUUUUCAGCGCGAGCAUCUAUUGAGGAGCUUGGGAACCUUUGUUCGGCUUACUAG
This is a messenger RNA of Ilex paraguariensis (yerba mate), 456 nucleotides long. The record is from the annotation of a GenBank genome assembly. Lineage: Eukaryota; Viridiplantae; Streptophyta; Magnoliopsida; Aquifoliales; Aquifoliaceae.